Ornithodoros turicata is the source of this 1802-nucleotide messenger RNA. Its product is annotated as salivary glue protein Sgs-3-like. Bases 167 to 640 code for a protein of 157 amino acids. The record is from RefSeq and is a predicted model, not a curated record. Lineage: Eukaryota; Metazoa; Arthropoda; Arachnida; Ixodida; Argasidae. The transcript has 4 exons.
CUCCAGCGUCCAGACACCGUCUGCUCGCCGCUGAAAGGAGAAGUCGCGCGCAGAGGAGCCAUCCCGGAUAGCGCUACUGGUGACACGUCACGGUUAACGGUGUGUGAGAAAGAACGUGGACUUCGCCUCGCUCCAUCGAAGACCUAGUGAGAAAAAGAAAGAAAAGAUGGCCAUUUCGAUGGGGAUCCGUGGUGCACUUUUCUGUCUCUUUUGUCUGUUCGCUGUGAUCAAAGCUCAAGAGGCAGAAGGAACUACAACUGCAAAUCCAAUUGUGAAUGCAGAUCAGCCGGGCGAUACACAGGGCAGCGUGGAAAGCACAGCUGGUGUCCCACAAACUACUACCAGUGCGGCAGAGACGACCACUGUUAUGCAGACCACCACUAUGGCACCAACUGAAAAGAAGACAGAAGCAACUACUAAGAUGUCAACAACGACAGCGGAGACGACGACGACGACAUUGGCGCCAAAGCCAGACGAAGACGGCACGAAGAUUAUUCCGCCUGCAGACAGUCAAGUGAUGCAAAACGAAACAUCGACCAGCACGACACAGAAGCCAGAGACUACAACCAAGGGAUCAGCCGGAAGCUUCACGAUUUCUGUGGCGACGCUCGUGAUGGGGGUUUGCCUCGCCGCCUUCUAAUCAAUCAACAAGCAAGGGAAGAGGCCGUUCACGUAAAGUCAGGGACCAAUUUGGCAAAUCGAAGAAGAUCCAGUCGAAACCACCGGCAAGACUGUUUCCGUGCAGUGAUAUGAUGUUCGGACUACAAGUUACCACACAAGGCCCACGCGUCCAACUCGCUAUAUCACAAUGAACUCUUGACUAGUUCAACAUAGCUAAGGGCAUGACUAUUUGUUCUAUAACAUAUCAUAGAUUAGACUUUGAGUUUCUUGACGUUCUAACUUCCUGAUAGAGUAGAGUCCAAAAAGGUUUGUUGCAUUAAAAGGGUGCAUGUAUAAUUGUUGCGUUUUUUGCACAAGGAUGCCCAUGAACUGUCAAGGGUAACGUCGUUGGCUAUUCUUCGAUUACUUCCUUGCAAUGCAUCGUUGUUCAUAUGUAGUACAAACUAUGCGUAUUUUAUACCAUUGUCGUGGUUCAAACCGCCACAUAAAGUGUAACCUUGGCAAAGUGUAUCCCCUCUAGUCUCUCGGUAUACCCCCUAUGUCUCUGUGCGGUAAUCGCUAUUUUUCUUUUUCGCCUGUUUCACCGUUACCACAAUGUUUCCAUGUAAAUAUUCUUGAAAGUGAGCGCUUUUCACAAUGGUUCAAUUGUAUGGUGUUUACGUUGUCCCAAUUCGAACGAGGCAGGAAUGUUCUUCACGGAAGAUACAAUAUAAGCAGGGUUGAAAAGUAUAUGGUGGUGGUGAAGACGAAAACUGCUCGCCGUGGCCACGCUGGAAAAGUAUAUGAAUGAUGGUGAGGGCGCAGGCUAGCUGGUGAAAAGUAUAAUCGAAUAACCUUGCGCAAGAAAGUCGACUUGUGCAACCUAUAAAUGUGUUGCAACUUACGAAACGUGUUACGAUUACAACUUAAAUGUGUAACUGCGUCGGGAACGUAGUUACUUUCGGUUCGUACCGAUCUGCAUCUUGCACCAGUUAUUGGAGUAAUUAUAAGUCGUGCUCCUCGUGAAGACAGACACGCACUAACAUAGAUGGCUUCGUUUUGCAACUGUCGGUGUCGUGUAUUAUACACGUGCAUAGUUCUAUUGCUUAUUAUUCUUUAUAAUAUCACAAUCCUUGGAUACAUUGUAAGUUAAUGAGUUUGUCAAAACAUAUUUGUGUGAAUAAAGACAUUGUGAAGCGAGA